UUUGGAGGAAGAAGAUCACGGAUGAAGUUUCACCCCCUCGAUGACAUUAGUGAAUGUUUGAAUUGGACUAGUCGUGGACAAUUCUGGCGGAUACUGACAAAUUGGUAGACUUCAAGGUUAACGAUGGUUGGCAUUUUGUGGGAAAGUGUCCUUUAAGCUAAAAAAAAGGGGGGGGGGCUAAUAUAUCAAAUGUCUCAGUAAUAAAAUAAAUGGUGAUCGAUCGAGCUAUAUGAUGACCCCAUCUCUUGUAAGAAGCCCCUCUGAAGACGUAUAGUGGUUUGUCCCUGACAAUAUUUUAGCCAGGUGAACCAACCAUAAACGCUGGGCCAAGCCGACGGCUCUCCCGACAAGAUCUAACCUCACCUCAGCUCUCCUCGCUUUCAACAGCCUUCAGCUUACAGACCAAACCCUUGAUCCUUCUCACGAUGAGCGCUGCAGGCUGUUUGAUGCCGGGGUUUCAUCACCAGUUCGGCGUCUUCGACUUCAUUCGGAAAAGGUCGGAGAGCCGCCGUGUCCUCGUCGACAACGAAGAGACUUCGGAUACCCAGGUCGAGCAGUCUGCCACACCUUCUGUGUUGUCUUGUGAGAACUGCACCCUACAUAACUCACCACUCCUGAAACAGCCAUCACCACUAGUCAGCAUCUUCCGGGCACUUGCUCUAACAAACACAAACUGCACCGACAUUCACUAUAUCCGUCAUACUGACAGCGGUGACUGCACUAUCCUCGAAGCGACACCUGGUAAGUCACUUUGUAACAGCACAGAUACCGACCUUGUAGAUGGCUGCUGCAGUGGUAACAUAUGUAUGGUACACUGUAGAAACGAUCGACACACAUCUAACGGGCGAACCAUCUUGUCCACAGCCGACCGGAACAUAAACCUGUGCAGGUCCGUCGACAGACAUUUAUGUAGAAGGAACGUCGACAUGGACAAAGUCGUACGCAGCAGAAGUGAAGGGAACUUUGACCUUAUAAAGUCGUGUAGAGACACGUUGAUGAGUGAUUUUCUCAUUGAGCAUGAAAUGAAAAAUUCGGGUGACACCACCACGGCUUCAGCUGUGAACUGGUCGACUGAUAGGGAAUGUAAUGUUGAUGCCAUCACGCACGCAGGAGGUAACGUAAAACAUGACGAGCUCGAGGCAGACGCAAAACAGGAUGAUAGCUAUGGCGAUUUGGCGCAUGCCCGAGACAAUGUCCCGGGAGGCGCCUACAGCUGCGAAGAGAAUCAGAAACUUAUUCCAAAAUCUAUUCACUCUGACGAAGAUCCUGUCCUUAAUAUAAAAGCUAGCAAAAGUGAGCCAGUCUCCUUGCAAAGCGCCGCUCGCAAUGUACUGUCCCUCCCAACCAAGCUGGGAACGCACUACGUGGAGAAGACAGCGAAGGAACGAAAAAGUAAGCUGAGGGAAGUUGCUAGAUUAUUCAAGGCCAAGUCUGAAACAGACAACAUUGAGAUGGAGACCCUCACGAUGCCAGAUGACAAGGACACCGAUAACAAAUCAGAAUUGACGAGUUUUAUCCAAGGUAAAGACGAAGAUAGCGGAAGCCUCAAAUCGCGCUGGAGAAAAUUCAGGUCGGAAAAGUCUUGUAAAAUUGAACCCGAGACGACAUCAAGAAUGUCGGACAAGCAGUGUCUGGGUAGCUCCUGGAGUAUUGCUGCGGGCAGAAGCUUCAGUAAUGAUAAAAUGACUGCAAGUUUAAUUGGAGAACCUAACAUGGAGACAAUACAGAAAUAUGCGUCACCUCUAUCAGUCAGUUCUAACAACCUUGCAGAAACAUCUGACGUACUUUCUACGUGUGACGGUGUCGUUCAGAGGCCAACAACACUGUUUACUAAGACUUCAGAAUGUGAUCUUCAAGGCUUUUUGGCGACGCCUAUUGAAUCUACAGAAGUCCUUGAUGUCCAGGAGGCUUCCAUGUUGAUUUGCACAGAGCACAAAGAAGACAACAAUGUUACAACAGCUUCCAGACUCAAGCUUUACUUCUCUGGGAAAACAGCAUCUACGGAAGACAUGGGUUCAGAAGGGAUGAGGAAGGCCCGCACUGGGAAACGUUCCCAGAUGAAGAGUUACCAUUCCCAGCCGGAGCUCCGCCCGUCUCAGGUGGAACACCGGAGUGGGGUACCCGUUCUGUGUCGGAAGUCCUCUCCCGAGUACAUCGUCAAGGAACCGGUCAUCAAGAAAUCUCCACAGAGCUGUGAGCAGAACGCGCCUCUCCUCCGACUGAAGACCCGACUAUUCAAGCAGAAGUCGCCGUUGUUGGCAGGAGGGAAGUUAAAGUUCAACCUAGCCCCGCCGUCACUGGCAACUACAGCCCCGUACAAGGUUAAGGUUAAUACACCUAAGCUGAAGCCAUAAAGCCAGCGGCAGUAGGGUGCUUAAACAUCCCAUACUUGGGCGUAACUAGAUAUUUUGACAUAACUGUCCAAUUGUAUUGGAAGGUGUAAAAACUAAAUGUAUACAAUAAUUCCAGGCUACACAGAUAUAUGUUACUGCAAGGCUUCGUCAGUGUCACUGGCACUCAUGCUUUGACGUACAACCGUUCCACCGUUGCUUUGUGGGAGCAUGUAACUAUAAAAUCUAUUUCAAUGUUCAGCCGCAGCAGAGAGCGGUAGAAGCGUCACCUGCAAUGGCCUCUAGCUUUGUUGGCACUUGCAACAGCUAGCUGAAGUUUUUUCAGAGUUUUCCUGGUUCCCAGAAAUGCACUGCCCUGUCUUAUUUCUAAUUGUGAAAGCAUUUCCUACAGUACCCAUUUCGAAACAAGAUGUAGGAGAUAGCCAUAUCUAAUUAGGUGAAUCUGACA
Branchiostoma floridae (Florida lancelet) is the source of this 2799-nucleotide messenger RNA. RefSeq lists its product as uncharacterized. The record is from RefSeq and is a predicted model, not a curated record. The coding region runs from base 426 to 2354 and encodes 642 amino acids. NCBI's taxonomy places the organism in Eukaryota, Metazoa, Chordata, Leptocardii, Amphioxiformes, Branchiostomatidae. The transcript has 2 exons.